AUGCGUCCGCUUGUCUGCUUUCCCGCGCUUUUUGCCUUUCCUGCGCCAACCACACUCAAUUUUCACAUGCAUCAAUAUCAACGCUGCUCCCAAAAUUUUCUUUUCUUUUUUCCUUUUUUUUUGUUUCUUUUUCUUUCCUGUCUUCUUCUAUUUCUAUUCACUUUAUUUCUUUUCUUUUUUUUUUGCGUUUUCUUUCUUUUAUCAUUUCCCAACUUUCCUUCUUACAUUUAUUCGCGUUUUCUUUUUACGUUUUCUUUCAUGCUUCAUUUCUUCAUUAUUUUUCUUUUUUUUUCAUUCCUUAAAAUAAUUUAUUCAUUCUUACUUUCUCCCCUUUUUAUUUUUUAUAUUUUCUUUCUUUCUUUCUUUCUUUCUUUCUUUCUUUCUUUCUUUCUUUCUUUCUUUCUUUCAUUACUUCGCUGUUUUUCUUUCUUUCUUUCUCUUUACUUAAUUGCCUAUUUUCUUUCAUUUUCCAUAAUUAUUCUUCUUAUUUUUCAAUUUCUAGUCCCUAAAUCUUUCUUUCUUUCAUUACCCGACUUUUUAAAAAUUCUCGUUCACUUUUAUUUUCUCCUCUUUCUUUCUUUCUUUCUUUCUUUCUUUCUUUCUUUCUUUCUUUCUUUCUUUCUUUCUUACACCUUUAUUACUUCAACAUUCUUUCUUUCAUUCAUUUUUCCCUUUGCUGUUCUUUCUUUCUUUCUUUCUUUCUUUCUUUCUUUCUUUCUAUACUUUUUACCUCAUUCCCUAUUUUCUUUCAUUUUUCAUAAUUAUUAUUUCUUUUUCCUUUUCUUUCAUUCUUGUCUAUUUUUUCUUUUCUUACACGUUUAUAUUCCUUCAGCAUUAUUUCAUUCAUUUAUUUUUGCAUUUUCUUACUUUACGCCAAUUUCCUUCAUUUUUACAUUCAUUACUUUUCUUUCGUUCUUUUUUCUUUCUUUUUCUUUCUUUCUUUCUUUCUUUCUUUCUAUACUUUUUACCUCAUUCCCUAUUUUCUUUCAUUUUUUUCAUAAUUAUUAUUUCUUUUCCAUUCUUUCUUUCAUUCUUGCUUAUUUUUUCAAUCUUUCGUUCCUAAAUUAUUCUUACUUUCUUUCUUCUUUUUAA
This is a messenger RNA of Acanthosepion pharaonis, 1092 nucleotides long. The record is from the annotation of a GenBank genome assembly. NCBI's taxonomy places the organism in Eukaryota, Metazoa, Mollusca, Cephalopoda, Sepiida, Sepiidae.